This is a messenger RNA of Alternaria hordeiaustralica, 543 nucleotides long. RefSeq lists its product as uncharacterized. Lineage: Eukaryota; Fungi; Ascomycota; Dothideomycetes; Pleosporales; Pleosporaceae. The transcript has 2 exons. The coding region runs from base 1 to 543 and encodes 180 amino acids. The record is from RefSeq and is a predicted model, not a curated record.
AUGAAACGACCACUCCCAACGGCUAUGAACGCCUCCGAUGGCGAAACCGACUACUCCACGGACGAUACCCCCUCGAGCACGGGGUCCGACGACGGUUGGGUUGACUUUGGCUGCGGCGAUUUGUACAAGGACAUCUGCGGCGGCGGCGACGACGAUGACGACGACAACAACAACGGCAACGGCAACAGCGACAACGACGACUCCGACUCCGAUCAAGGUCACACUCACACCACCUACAUCAAGAUCAAGUCCAAAAACGGCGCAUCCAGCCGGGUGAAGCCGCCCACCGUCUCUGUCAAACAUCGUGCGCCUCAUUCCAGAGUAAAGCGCCGUGAUUAUACCAGUGACCGCGAGUUCACCGUCUGCUUCCUCAUGAUCCUGGUCAUUCUGGCACUCUUGUUUCCUGAGGGAGCAUCUGUUUCCUUCAAGGUUAUGGGCUUCUUACUGGCCGAGGUUGCAUCAAUUUUAAUCGAGGGAAAAAUUCUCCGGUUUGGGUUAGCUGUAGUGUUGUUCGUUGCCGCGUCCGUAAAGCGGCAGGGCUGA